UGCCAAUGCCAUGUGACUACCGCAUAUAGCCUCGGGGCAGCCCACAACUGCACUAUUUUCCAUCGCUCGUGCAGUGCAGACGACUUCCUGCACGCGUAACAGCAUAAUGCACGCCUAGCAAUGGGCAGCCUCCGAGCAAUGGUCACCGUCGCGGCAGCGUACGCGUCGACAGCGCCGACGGUCGUCGUGUACGAGACGCGGCGCCUGGACGGCGAUACGUACUGGCGCGCGAGCUACGAGUUGGCGGCAAGCUACGCGUCAAAACACGGCCACAACUUCGUGCUCUACACGCUGCCGGAGGGCACGGCGCGCCUCGACGCCUGCGACGGGUCAAGGUUAGGUCCCUACUGGGGCAAGGCGGCGGCCGCCGUGCAGGCGUGUAUAGACUUUCCAUCCUCGUCGUUCUUCCUCCUGUUGGAUAGCGACGCCGCCGUGUCUACGACUCCAUCAAAAACGGGAGAUCGGUGGAGCGACCGCCCACUAGAACAACUAUUGACGGCGGCCGCGGGCUGGCCCAAUGCCCGGUCGGAUGUACUGGUGAACCAGGCCGAUCGCACGUACUGGCUGCGGCGGGCGCCGCAGAACGUGACCCGGUGGCGCUACCUCCUCAACUCGGGGACGCUGGCGUGGAAAGGAGAUAGGGGUAGGGCCUUCGUCGAGGCCUUCUGGCGGACGGCUUCGUCCGAGGAAGCGCGGGGCCGCAACGCACUGGGCAUCGACUUCACGCGGGCGUGGCCCCAGGACCAGUACGGGUUGAAUAUGGUGGCGAACUCCCGCGAGUUUAUUGAUGACGUCGCCGUCGUGCCCAUGAACCGGAAAUACGCGGCCGACUACGCGACAUACAAGGCCUCAAUCUCGCGCAAGUACCGGCCGCCCUGGCCCUGCCUGUCGGGCCUGCCGCGCCACUUCUGCGUGAUUGACCACUACUGCCAGCACGCGAAGCACAAGCUCGGGCUCAUCGAGGCGGCGCGGCGCGAGGGGCUCAACUCGUCGGUCUUCCGGCACGUGCGCGCGCUGCCGACGCGCGGCGGGUUCUGGGGCGCCUGCGACCGGUUGUAACUUGUCUGUUGUCUG
Messenger RNA from Pelagomonas calceolata, 1074 nucleotides. The record is from the annotation of a GenBank genome assembly. Lineage: Eukaryota; Pelagophyceae; Pelagomonadales; Pelagomonadaceae.